Molecule: messenger RNA, 4137 nt
Organism: Xenopus tropicalis (tropical clawed frog)
Lineage: Eukaryota; Metazoa; Chordata; Amphibia; Anura; Pipidae
Gene: atf2
Product: activating transcription factor 2
Exons: 15
Coding region: 385-1938 (517 amino acids)
Biological process (GO): regulation of DNA-templated transcription
Cellular component (GO): nucleus
Molecular function (GO): DNA-binding transcription factor activity; sequence-specific DNA binding
Source: RefSeq, a predicted model, not a curated record
UUACGCCCACUCAUCCCUCCCACAAGCGGCUGCGUAAUGCGUCACUGCGCUUGCGUAGAGUCGUGACGCCAGUCUCGCGUGAGGAGACGCGGUGUUGGGCUUUUCUGUGGGACUGGGAAGCUGCUGGGAGCCUGCACUUGACAGCUUAUCGGGAGGUAACAAGAAAUGCAAUCUAUGGAAGAUGCUGAUGGUCACUGCAAGCUUCUAAUUGAACCCAAUUCAGCCGAAGCAUGUCAGUUCCAAGAAGAGCUCAUAUAGCGUCUGUCAACGAGGAACUAGAUGUAGCUUGAGUCGGAACAGAAAUUAUUUCUGCUUUCAGUUUCAUGUUAUUAUAAGUCCCUCACGCAUAAGACCUUAGAAAGGUAAUACAAGGACCUAAGGAAUAUGAGUGAUGACAGACCUUUUGUAUGCACUGCCCCUGGAUGUGGCCAGCGUUUUACUAAUGAAGACCAUUUGGCUGUACAUAAGCAUAAACAUGAGAUGACGCUAAAGUUUGGACCUGCUCGAAACGAUAGUGUAAUAGUUGCAGAUCAAACACCAACACCAACUCGGUUUUUAAAAAAUUGUGAAGAAGUUGGUUUGUUUAAUGAACUUGCAAGUCCGUUCGAAACUGACUUCAAAAAGGCCUCUGAUGAUGACAUAAAGAAGCUGCCCUUAGAUUUGUCUCCUCUUGUAACACCGGUUAUAAGGAGCAAAAUCGAGGAGCCUGUCAUAGUAGAAACGACGCAUCAAGACAGUCCAUUACCUCACCCAGAGUCUACCACAAGUGACGAAAAGGAAGUGCCAUUGCCAGCCGCACAACCCACAUCUACCAUUGUACGCCCUGCGUCUCUUCAGGUUCCUAAUGUGCUGCUUACAAAUACAGAUUCAAGUGUCAUUAUUCAACCGGCAAUACCUUCACCAACAUCCAGCACUGUAAUCACGCAAGCCCCUCCAGCUAGCAGACCAAUAGUACCAGUUCCAGCUCCUUUUCCUCUAUUGUUACAUCUUCCUAAUGGACAAACCAUGCCUGUUGCUAUUCCUGCCUCAAUCACAAAUUCCAAUGUACACAUACCUGCUUCAGUCCCACUCGUUAGACCCGUCACCGUGGUGCCUACUAUUCCAGGGAUCCCAGGGCCUGCUUCCCCACAACCUGUCCAGUCAGAGGCAAAACUGCAGCCUUCUUCAUAUUCAUAUUUACAGAAACGCAAGAAUACGUGUCACGUGUCAAAAAAAAGUGAGCGGAAUUGUCUUAAAGGAGAAAGAAAGAGACUAAAAGCUGCAUUGACUCAACAGCAGAAUCCUCAGGUAACAAAUGGCGAUGCAACAAAGGGACAAGGCAGCGGAACUGCAAAGAGUCAGCCAGAGGAAGCUCAGCCUCAUUCACUGCAGCAGCCUGCAACAUCCACUACAGAAACACCGGCAUCUCCUGUUCCCCCCGCUCCACAAACUCAAAGCACAGGGGGGCGCCGGAGAAAAGCAGCAAGCGAUGACCCAGAUGAGAAAAGGAGGAAGUUUUUAGAACGGAACCGCGCAGCUGCUUCCAGGUGCCGGCAGAAGAGAAAAGUUUGGGUGCAGUCUCUAGAGAAGAAAGCCGAGGACCUCAGUUCUUUCAAUGUGCAGCUACAGAAUGAAGUCACCCUGCUGAGAAAUGAAGUGGCGCAGCUGAAACAGCUUCUUCUGGCUCAUAAAGAUUGCCCUGUAACCGCGAUGCAGAAGAAAUCUGGCUAUCAUAAUGCUGAAAAAGAUGAGAGCUCAGAAGACCUCUCCGUUCCUAGCAGCCCUCAGAUGGAAGCAAUCCAACACAGCUCAGUCAGCACUUCCAACGGCGUCAGCUCUACAUCUAUGGCCGAAGCAAUAGCCACGUCAGUUCUCUCCCAGAUGGCCGACCAGAGUACAGAACCAGCAGUCUCUCAAGUUGUAAUGGCUCCGCCUCCUGCCCAGUCAUCAGGAAGUUGAUUAAAACACCUCUGUGGCAUCAGGGCUUAGUAGUCACCAUUGACUUUAGGGGGCAAACCAUUGAAAGGCCAAUCUUUAUUCUAAAGGUUGCGAAAGCCUUGUUGUUGUGGGUUUUUUUUAUUUGUUUUGUUUAUUUUUGUGUUUUUAUUUUAACAAAAACCACUGAAGAGCAGGUCCUACUCUUGUUCAGGAAGAUUAUUAUUCUUUUUGGAAAAAAAUAUGUACUGGUCUCUGUCCCUAAUCAUACACACUGUUCCAGUAGGGCAAGAGACACUUUGCAAUGUGAUACUCUUGUUUUAGGAGAUAUCACAGUGACCUUUUAAAAUCUCAUUGUAGAGGUUGUGCUAUGAAUGCUUUGUGACAUUUAUACCAAAGUUCUGCCUAGUCCCUUGUGACCUUCUCGGCAAGGUCAUAACGCACUAAGCAGGAGCGGAAAAAAGACAAGAUCUUUUUUGCUUUUAAUCUUUUUUUGCCUUUAUUUUGCACAUUUGAAGGAGGAGAAUCUUGGGGGCAGAAUUUCAUAAAUGUAUUUAUAUAUAUAUUUGUUUUCUGUAAGCUAUUUUGUUUUAUUCUCUUAUGUCUAAUUGAAACUGCACAAGUUAUAGCCGACAUCCUACGAACUUUCUAUAGGUCGGUCACCUCACUUCAGAACUGUAAUAUAUAAAAAAAAAAAAGGAAACUGUUUGCUCUUUAUUUGCAAGAAGAUGUAGUAAAAGUGCAAUUCUUUCAUUUUAGUGCUUUAUUUGGGCAAGCCUUUCUAAAAUUAGUGAAAACCCCAUACUGUGCAGUGUUAGUUUGCUAGUAACUGAGUAGAAUAGUUUUUUGAAAAUCUGCAUAUUUAUGUGCUUUCACUAGCGUCCCAAUCGGCCAUAUUCCCAUGAGGGAUGACUGCCAGUAAAAAAAAUAUGUACAAACGCUAACAUUGGACAACUCAAAACAUAUUUUGCCAUUGUGUUUGCGAGCUACCUUGUACUGAAUUAUUGUGUAAGCAACGUCAUAUUUCAGUAGCAAAAUUUUGAUACCUUUCUUGUGGAGAAACAAAUCAGUAUAUAUAUAUAUAUAUCUUGCAAAGGUUAAUAUAAUGUGAGUGUGCAUCCAGGGUAGCAGGGGGGGUGGGGGGGUGGAAAAGGGAUCAUAGGGGGUGAGAAUGGAUCCGUAGUUUUCCAGCAAACUAUGCUUGAAUGUUUUAAAGAUGCCUUCGAUGUUCCGCUGGUUUAUAGCAGAUUGCAGAUCAUACAAGGAAAAUCUUCUGUAUGUUAUUUGCUAACUUAACAUUCCAUGAUGUCGUCUAUGAGCGUGGAGCUGAUUGUAGGGUACACAUUCUCACUGUCCGCUCGAACGCCGGAUAUUGAGUCUUCUCGACGUGCCAUUGUCUAUUCUGAUUCAACAUGCAAUAUUUCAAAGUAGUCUCACUAUAGAAAAGCAAGUGUUUACAUGGUUGUUGAACCACAUCUCUCUUACAGGAUUUAAAAAAGCUUAUUUGCAACAAUGCUCUUUUUUUUUUUUUUUCCUGUCUAUAAUCCAAAACACUCAUGAAUUACUCAGCAAAUAAAUAUAUAUAUUUUAAUCUAAAUUAAAUAAUUUAUUGGGUAUUUUAGACUGAAAAAAAAGUUUAAAAAAGAAGUCCAUCUAUUAAGCUGUCCAUAUAUGAGUUAAUCAGAAAUGAUCUUAUUUGAGGACAAUGCACUACAUUUCUUUUUUUCUCUAAACAAUCCCUGCCAGGGAUAUUCAGCACGUUAAACACAGAUUAACCUCUGUGGUACAAAAUGUGAAUUCUGCAGGACAGCUUUAGCUUCAUGUUAAAGGGGGGGGGGUUGCAAUUAACUAAUAAUUAGAAAGAAAAAUAUUCCUGGCGAUAAUGCAAAGUAUGUUCGUUUUUAUUUAUACAUUUCAAUGUUUUUUUUAUUUAUUAUGAAAUGAUUUCAACUUGUAAAUGAAUCUCGUGACUUGUAAGUGUGAAGAGAAAAUGUUCAUGGUGAAUGAUUAAUGAUCAAAUUUUGCAAAAAAAAAAAAAAAUGGGAAUUUGUGUUCAGCCAAUAAGGAAACUGAAUGGUUAUACAAUUUCUGAGUCUCAACUUUGUCACUGUCUGUAUGUCACCCUUUCAGAUCUUUGGAUUUAGCAUUUCACAGACUGUACAGUUUCAUUUCCAGUACAGUUUGCAUGAGAAAAUCAUGUAUGAAAUAAAAUCUAUUAUUUAA